UGAGGAUCCAAAAGGCUUCACUUCAACCUUUCCUCAUCUCUUUGUUCAGUUCUGGGUUUGUUUGCGACUUCAACUCAUGAGGUCAACGAAAUGUCAAUUUCUCAGUAGGAUGAGGGGGUUUGUUUACGCGUUUCUCGUCCUGGUUCUAUGUGAUUGUGCUGUGGGUGUUGCUAAAGAAUGCACCAACCAGCCUACACAAUCACAUAGCUUUCGGUAUGAGUUAUUGACGUCCGAAAAUCAAACAUGGAAGACAGAGGUGAUGUCACAUGAUCUUUUGACACCAGCAGACGACUCUGCUGGGGAAAGCUUGGUACCAAGGAGAUUCUUGAGGGGCAAAGAGGAGCAAAAUGACUGGGCACUGAUUUCGAGGAGAAUUAAAAGUUUGGGUUUGUUCAAGCCACCAGAAGGGAUCCUCAAAGAAGUGUCUUUGCAUGAUGUGAGAUUGCAUCCGGACACAUUCCACGCCCGGGCACAGCUUACAAAUUUGGAGUAUCUAUUGAUGUUAGAUGUGGACAGGUUGCUUUGGAGCUUCAGGAAGACGGCUGGUUUGCCCGCUUCUGGUACGCCUUAUGGAGGCUGGGAAAGUCCAGACAGUGAGCUCCGAGGUCAUUUUGUUGGGCACUACUUGAGCGCUUCAGCUUUGAUGUGGGCCAGCACACACAAUGAUAGCCUGAAGGAGAAAAUGUCGGUGCUUGUUUCCAAUCUAUCUACCUGUCAGGAGAAACUGGGCACAGGAUAUCUCUCAGCAUUUCCUUCUGAGUUUUUUGAUCGUUUUGAAGAUAUUAAGCCUGUAUGGGCUCCCUAUUACACCAUUCACAAGAUCAUGGCUGGCCUGCUAGAUCAAUAUACUAUGGCUCGAAACCCUCAUGCUCUGAAAAUGGUGACAUGGAUGACUGAAUACUUCUACAGCCGUGUACAGAAUGUGAUUACAAAGUACAGUAUAACUAGACAUUAUCAAUCACUGAAUGAGGAAACUGGAGGAAUGAAUGAUGUCCUUUACAAAUUAUACAGCAUAACAGGAGAUCCUAAGCAUCUCUUGUUGGCUCACCUUUUUGACAAGCCAUGCUUUUUAGGGUUGCUUGCUGUGCAGGCUAAUGACAUUGCAAAUUUUCAUGCUAAUACACAUAUUCCAGUUGUUAUUGGAUCUCAAAUGCGGUAUGAAGUCGCUGGUGAUCCGCUCUAUAAGGAAAUUGGAACAUUCUUUAUGGAUAUCAUUAACUCGUCUCAUAGUUAUGCAACUGGAGGGACAUCGGUCAGUGAGUUCUGGCAUGAUCCAAAGAGAAUGGCAGAGAACCUGAAAACAACCGAAAAUGAAGAGUCAUGCACAACUUAUAACAUGUUGAAGGUUUCACGGAACGUAUUUAGAUGGACCAAGGAGGUAUCAUAUGCAGAUUAUUAUGAGCGUGCUUUAACAAAUGGUGUUUUGGGGAUUCAAAGAGGUACAGAUCCUGGAGUAAUGAUAUAUAUGCUGCCACAAGGUCGUGGAGUAUCCAAGGCUAAAACUUGGCACGGUUGGGGAACAAAGUUUGAAUCUUUCUGGUGCUGCUAUGGAACAGGGAUUGAAUCAUUCUCAAAGCUGGGGGAUUCUAUUUACUUUGAAGAAGGAGGAAAGAACCCUACACUUUACAUCAUUCAGUACAUAUCAAGCUCCCUUAAUUGGAAAUCCAGGGGUGUCAUGCUUAAUCAAACUGUAGUUCCUGCUACUUCAUGGGAUCCUUACCUUAGAGUUACAUUGACGUUUUCUCCUGUAGAGGGGACUGGCACUUCAUCCACGUUGAACUUCCGAAUACCAACAUGGACACAUUUGGAUGGUGCCAAGGCAAUUUUAAACGAUGAGAUUUUACCUCUGCCAUCUCCAGGUAUUUAA
This is a messenger RNA of Neltuma alba, 1867 nucleotides long. RefSeq lists its product as uncharacterized. NCBI's taxonomy places the organism in Eukaryota, Viridiplantae, Streptophyta, Magnoliopsida, Fabales, Fabaceae. The record is from RefSeq and is a predicted model, not a curated record. The transcript has 10 exons. Gene Ontology annotation, biological process: carbohydrate metabolic process. Bases 77 to 1867 code for a protein of 596 amino acids.